Messenger RNA from Cotesia congregata, 1191 nucleotides. NCBI's taxonomy places the organism in Eukaryota, Metazoa, Arthropoda, Insecta, Hymenoptera, Braconidae. The record is from the annotation of a GenBank genome assembly.
AUGGGCAGUCCACUGAAAGCUUUGCAAGAUGAUGAGAGAUUUGCGCUGAUGAAAUUCAGGCGCAGCGUUCAAGCGAUCCUAGAGCCUCAUCAUGAUGACCAAUUUUUACUGCGCUGGCUUCGAGCAAGAAAAUGGGACCCCGUUGCUGCGGAAAAAAUGCUAAGAGACUCACUGGAAUGGCGAAAAAAAUGGGACGUUGAUAAGCUUAAUGAGUGGGAAGAGCCGGCUGUUGUAAAGGACGGUCUUCCUCAUGGGCUUUGUGGGUUUGAUAAAGAACAAUCACCAGUGGUGAUUGUUCCAUUCAGCGGACUUGAUUUAUACGGAAUCCUUCACGUGGUUCCAAGACGUGACAUGAUUAAGGCAACAAUAAAAACUCUGGAGCAUUAUUUAAAAUUGUGCAACGAGCAGGGGAAGAAACACGGCCCAGGUGCAAGUCAGGUGACUGUAAUUUUUGAUAUGGAAGGAUUCAAUCUAAGACCUCUUAUGUGGAGACCUGCUGGCGAGGUGAUCAUAACCCUGAUACAAAUGUAUGAGGCAAAUUAUCCAGAGAUACUAAAAACCUGUUUCAUUAUUAAUGCGCCCAAGGUUUUCGCAUUUGCCUUUUCGAUCGCCAAGAAGUUUAUGAACGAGUAUACCAUCUCCAAAAUCCAGAUCUACAAAGCCGAUCCUCCCAGAUGGAAGAACGCUAUUCUAAAAGUAGUCAACAAGGAUCAAUUGCCGGCUCACUUCGGAGGUACUUUGACAGAUCCUGAUGGAAAUCCUCGACUUACGACCAAAAUCUGCCAAGGCGGCAAAGUACCCAAAGACCUCUACGUCAAUAAAAACGACAUGCACAAAGAGGACUUCAAGACAACUAUCGUCCGCAAAGGAGACAAGUUCAAGAUCGAACUAACUCCAGAGAAAUUAGGAUCAAUCUUGAGCUGGGAAUUUAAAACAGAAGAUCACGAUAUAAAGUUUGGAAUUGUCAAACAAAAUAAUAACUCUGGAGAAAAAAUUGAAGUGGUUCCUGUUCACCGCGUGGCUGCUCACCAGCUUGAGGAAGUUGGUGUCCUAACUUGUGAAGAUUUUUCAACAUACUCGAUUGUCUUCGACAACAGCUACAGCUUGAUGAGGAACAAGAAAAUCUUCUACAACAUUCGGAUAGAAGAACCGAAUGAAAAUUUACAAGAAAUAGCGCUCCGUGAUUCGUAA